GGGGGGAGGGGGUGAGGUGGAGGCGGAGCAGUCGCACACUGCUCUUGAGGCUGCAAGAGUGGGAAGGGGGGGAGCAGCAUGGGCAACGCAUCGUCGUCUGGGGCGGCGAAUGAGGACAUGGUGUUCUCUGCCGAGUUCUCGGACAAGGGCCUGGGCAUGGACAAGUUCGACUUUCUGCGGCCGAUUGCUCACGGCGGCUUUGGCGAGGUCUUCCUCACCCGAGACCGGUCGACGGGCAAGGUGUACGCCAUCAAGGUCAUGGACAAGGCGCAUGUGGUCAAGCACGGCAUGGUGGACCAAGCCAUGGCUGAGAAGGCCAUUCAGCUACAGAUUGGCGAGUCGCCGUUCAUCGUCAACCUGCGAGCCGCGUUCCAGACUGCCGACAAGCUGUGCAUCGUCAUGGACUAUGUGUCGGGCGGCGAUCUGUUCGAGCUGCUCAAGACGACGGGCCAGUUUGAUGAAGCGCGGGCGAGGCUGUAUGCGGCCGAGGUCUGCUGCGCGCUCGAGUACUUGCACUCGCGCAAGAUCCUGUACCGCGAUCUAAAGCUAGAGAACGUGCUGCUGGACGACUCGGGUCACAUCCUGCUGUGCGACUUUGGACUCGCCAAGGAGCUGCGGCAGGACGCGGGAGCAGGGGUGUCUGCGGCGUCUGUGCUGGAGACUGUGUUUUGCGGGACGAAGGAGUACAUGGCGCCGGAGAUGCUUGGUCCCAAGUCUGCGUACGGGUUCGAAGUCGACUGGUGGGCAUUUGGAGUCUUUCUCUACGCAAUGGUGACCGGCAAGUACCCGUUCUACGCGCGGACGCUGCCCAAGCUGGAGACCAAGAUCCUCAAUGACGCAGUGUGGUUCCCGCCGCACAUGAGCGCGGCGUGCCGGUCGCUCAUCGAAGGCCUUCUAGCCAAGGAUCCGAGCCAGCGGCUGGGUCUUGCGGGCAUCAAAGCACAUCCUUUCUUUGCUGACCUCGAUUGGGAGCGGGUGGCGGCCAAAGAGUACGAACCGCUUUUCCUGCCCGAGAUCGACGAGAUGGUGAUGGCGCUGCAGGCCGAGGCGGCGGCGGCAGCCGGGAGCGCCGCGGCAAGCAGUGGCGGCGAGACUGGGCCGAGCGACGAGGUGGCGUCGUGGGUUGUCAACUCGCCUUCGAUGGCGUCGCUGGACUCGGACGACAAUGCGCUGCGCGAGCGGCGCGCGCGCGAGACUGCACGGUCCGAGGCAGCCGUUCAAGAGUGCCGCAAGAUCUUGCCCGACGAGCCGUUUAUCGCGGGUUGGGUCAUCAUCUCGAUCAACAAGUGGAACUUUGAGCAGACGCGGGUACUCCUCCUCACAUCCAAGGCGAUGUACCGAGUCAAGUACGACUUUAACUCGGGCUCGGCUGAGCGCGGAUUUGACCAUGCAGCGCGGACGCCGCUCUCAGACAUCAUGACGGUUCAGCGCGGGCGAAUGCACGACUCGCGGUUCGCGUCGAUCACCGACGCGCUCAACAAGCCGCCGACGCUCUACGCCAUGCGGCUUGUGUCGUUGAGCGAGAACUUGCGGCGGACAACCAAGGCGCGUACGUUCUGCCCGUUCAUGACGCCGACGGGUUCAGUCGAGGCCGACCUAGCGGAACAAGCCGAGCUCACCGACACCAUCUUGGGCACGAUCCUGGCGGCGCGCGAGAACCUGCUCGGCACCGCCGAAGCUGCGCUUAUUCCCAUCGAGGUCUCGCUCCACCGCGAGACGCUCUCGGCACCGCGGGUCAAGGACGUCGUCCAAGUCCGUGAGACGGCGGCUGCUGCGACUAUGGGCCGCGUUGCGGCGUCGGCCGAUGCGCCAACCCGGCUCCGCGAACUCGCUACUGUCCUUGCCGAAGUCAACUCGCAGAUCGCCGACACCACCCAGCUCCUCGCGCAGCUCCACAAUCAGCGCGACUCGAUCAAGGCCGAGCUCGACGAGCUGCAGGAGGGACUUGGCAAGACUGCAGACGGGGAGGCGGUGCCUCCUGAGGUUGACGAGAUUGAGGGAUAAAGGAGAGUUGCUGCACCA
Messenger RNA from Thecamonas trahens ATCC 50062, 2022 nucleotides. Its product is annotated as AGC protein kinase. Lineage: Eukaryota; Apusomonadida; Apusomonadidae. Gene Ontology annotation, molecular function: protein serine/threonine kinase activity; ATP binding. The record is from RefSeq and is a predicted model, not a curated record. Bases 79 to 2004 code for a protein of 641 amino acids. The transcript is spliced from 2 exons. Gene Ontology annotation, biological process: protein phosphorylation.